Eriocheir sinensis (Chinese mitten crab) is the source of this 3073-nucleotide messenger RNA. RefSeq names its product homeobox protein abdominal-B-like. Lineage: Eukaryota; Metazoa; Arthropoda; Malacostraca; Decapoda; Varunidae. Gene Ontology annotation, biological process: regulation of transcription by RNA polymerase II. The coding region runs from base 541 to 1572 and encodes 343 amino acids. Gene Ontology annotation, cellular component: nucleus. Gene Ontology annotation, molecular function: RNA polymerase II cis-regulatory region sequence-specific DNA binding; DNA-binding transcription factor activity, RNA polymerase II-specific. The transcript is spliced from 6 exons. The record is from RefSeq and is a predicted model, not a curated record.
GUACAAGGAAUCAUUUUCUUGAAGGAAAAUCAAACAUCACGAGCGACCAGACCACUGGGGAGGAGUGGCAGGGAAGAGGAGUGACAACGUUGGUGUGAGGCAACAGCCCCAGCAGCAGGAGGGACCCCUCGUGCCAACAGCAGUGGCAGCAGCCAGUGAGGCAGCUGAGGGGCUCAGCCAGUGAGUGGUGCGAGGCGCGUCUCCGCCAACGAGCAGGCCAGCCCGACCAGGCCCCAGCGACCGCCAUCUUGCGUGCGGCUCUGAGGCGGCACCACUCUCCCCCAGCCUCCCUUGCAACCUGCAACCCCGCCGGUCGUGCUCCCACUGAUCGGGGCCCGACACGUCGCUUCCCGCCCCGCGCCCCCUCGCUGGUCACGACUAUUCUCCCCGAUUCCCGUGCCCGCGUCCUGCCCAGGGUGUGAGCUCGAUGCCGCCAGCGAGGACCCAGCCAGCACCCGAGGCCGUCCCCGCUACUGCCCGCUGCCACCCUAACUGAAUAGGUCCCACGUGGGCAGCGGCGAGGGAGGAGGACUAGACAGGAUGAACGGAUCACUGUAUGAGGACACGGCCAGUUCUCGAGGCCUGGAGCCCGCGGGCCAGACACCGCUGCACAUCCCGGCCAAGAGAGUGGCCACCACGCUGGCCGUGUCCACCUACCCUCACCCGCCCGAGUGCCCCACGGGGCCAGACUCGGGCGCCGCGGCGGGUGUCAUCAGGCACUCCCACUCCACACAGCCUUGGAAUUACCAGCCAGACCACGCCGCGGCCACGGCCCCCUUCGACUCCCAGUAUGGCCAGGCCUUCUACCGGGAUGGCGUCACGCCCACAUACUACAAUAUUGCGGACUCCAGAAUGGCUGACCGCAAGGCUCUGGCGUUUUGGCCCAACAAAUGCGAGUACGCCCCUGGACCCUCCUCCAUGGCGACGGAGUCCUGCCAGGCCUUCGCUGCCCAGACGUGGUGUAACUAUCCUCCGUACGGGCGCGUGGGCCAUGUGGACGCCCACGGCCAGCCAGUGCCAUACCUGACGGCGGCAGACGGUGCCCCCAAGUCUGCAGUGGAGGCGGCGGCAGGGUACCCCCACGACGGCUACCUGAGGAACUACCCAACGGCCGAGAGCAUGCCCCCGGCGCCCUAUCCACCAGCGCACCGGCCGCCCUUCCCCGUCUCUCACCCAGAUGUGAACUGGCUGUACGGGGCUAAGGGGAACCCGCUUGUAGGAGCGCUGGGCACCAUCCCACAGGAGUGGACAGGCACUAUGACCGUGAGGAAGAAGCGGAAGCCGUACUCCAAGUUCCAGACACUGGAGCUGGAGAAGGAGUUCUUGUAUAACGCCUACGUGUCCAAGCAGAAGCGCUGGGAGUUGGCGCGCAACCUAAACCUCACUGAACGACAGGUCAAAAUAUGGUUCCAGAAUCGUCGGAUGAAGAACAAGAAAAAUAGCCAAAGACAGGCUGCGCAGGAGGCAGCAGCAGCAGCAGCGAACGGUGGCGGCGGCACUCCUUCUUCCGGGGGCGGCACCCCCGGCCAUCACCCUACCACCCCCCAGACGCCGAACACUAUCAAACCUUGACCAGUGCAGGCAGCCUGUCCCACCGCCGCCAGUCUGCCCCCCGCCCCGGCCUUAGCGCACGCCCACCCCGCCCUCCCCACCAGCUCGGGGGAGUGCAGGCGUGACCCCCUCCACUACGCAGGGGCGAGGGACCUUCCCUGGAACCUGCCGUGACUUGCUGAGGCGCACAGCCACCUGCUUCAGGGCGCUGCCACAUGCUGAAGAACGCCAUGAUCUGCUGCAGCACACAUCGGCCUGCUGCAGGGUACCGUAAGGCCCUGAGAUGUCCCACGGCCUGUAGAGGAACUCCAAUAUUCUGCUUCCCUGCAUUGGACUUGGAGCAAUGUGCAGCGGAAUGCUGGGGAACACCGUGCCCUGCUGUGGGGCGCUUUAUGUAUUGCAGGAACCAUGGCGUACUGCAGUGCACAGUUCCCUGUUGCAGUGAAGCCCACAGUGAGACUCGUCAGGUAACAGACCUCACUCGCCCCCAGUGGCGAGGGAGUAACCAGUCAGGCUGGCGACGGUCCUGGACAGGAAAACGAAACUUCCAUACUCUAUCAUACACAAGAAAGAGACUUGUUCUUCUCUCAAAGAGCACCGAUCCCAAGUUAUUGCGCUCACCUCUCACUAACACCCCUUCCCAAACCCUUAACCCCGCCCUGCCCCACAAACAUUACCUGUCCUCAUCCCCGCCAACCCCGGCGGGGACAUGGCAUGGGAGGCAGCCACGUGGCCUCCAGCCCCACAGUGAUGUUCCUAGUGCAGUGAAAAUAAAACAUGCUCCAAGAGGUGAGGCGAAGGACAACACGUGGAGACAGACAAACCGGUGAAGGAGGGACGUCGGCGAGGAGUGCAGGAGUGAAGGAACACUAAUAACUCGUCCCUCUUCUCGUCCCUAACCAACAUGUUCCCCCCAGUUACGCCCCUUUGUACAUUACUAUUUAACGUCAGGUGUAAUAAAUGUAAAUAAUUCCAUUUCGUACGCUGUAGGUAUUGUGCUUCAUGUUCCAUAAUUCAUUUUUUUUCUCUCAGUGUAUCAGAGUUUAUCGUGAAGGUGUUGAUUACUAAGGCGCCGAGCCGCAGCCGCGUUCCUCUUGUCGAUAGCGAACAGGGCAGCUUUAUCUGUAUCUUAUUACGUUGUUACUACUCUGUUAUGUUUUGUUUGGGAACGCGACGCUACAAAAAAAGGUUAAUGUCUUUUAUUUUAGAACUUAGACGCAAUCCGUUCGUGUGUGUGUGUGUGUGUGUGUGUGUGUGUGUGUGUGUGUGUGUGUGUGUGUGUGUGUGUGUGUGAGUGAGUGAGCGUGAGUGUGUGUAUCUGUGUGUGUGUGUGUGUGUGUGUGUGUGUGUGUGUGUGUGUGUGUGUGUGUGUGUGUGUGUGUGUGUGUGUGUGUGUGUGUGUGUGUGUGUGUGUGUGUGUGUGUGUGUGUGAGAGAGAGAGAGAGAGAGAGAGAGAGAGAGAGAGAGAGAGAGAGAGAGAGAGAGAGAGAGAGAGAGAGAGAGAGAGAGAGAGAGAGAGAGA